GCUUUGACUGCGCCGCUUGUUCCCGCAGGCCGAGAUGUACGACUGCAGCUUCUUCUACGAAAACCUGAAGGUUCCCACCGUCGCCAUGGAUAAAGAUCUACAGUUUCACAUUGUUAAACAAGCUAGAGCUCAAAGUGCCAAAGAAGGUGCAGGCUACAGCGAAGGAUCUUACUCAUUACUACCUGUAGAAGUUCCCCAAAAUCACAAGCGUUUCACCUGUGACCUGACUCAAGCUGAUCGCCUUGCUCUUUAUGAUUAUGUUGUUGAGGAAACAAAGAAACAGAGGUCUAGAUCCCAAAUAACAGAAAACGACAGUGACCUCUUUGUGGAUUUAGCAGCAAAAAUCACUCAAGAUGAUAGUCAGAAAGGUCCCAAGUCCCACCUUGAAAUUCUGGCUGAAAUGCGAGAUUACAAAAGGCGGCGGCAGUCAUACAGAGCUAAGAACGUUCAUAUAACAAAGAAGUCUUACACUGAGGUGAUCCGGGAUGUGAUUGGUGUGCAUAUGGAAGAACUCAGCAAUCAUUGGCAGGAGGAGAAUAGGCUGGAUAAUGCAGAGAUGUCUGAAGGAGGGAAGUCAAAAUCUGCAGGAAGGAAGGAAGACAGGCGGUCAGCUUCGGUGGACUCCCGGCAGUCUGGAGGAAGCUUUAAGGAUACUGAAGGCACCAGGCACAGGAGAGAGAGCAGCAGGAGUCCAAGUAAACGAAGGAGGAGUCGUGAAAGAGGCAAAGACAGAGCUUCUCGGAGAAAAAGAGAGAGGGAUGAAGAGAAGUAUCACAACCAUAAAAGAAGAAAGUAGAAGCAAGAACCUGAUUAUUUUGUUUGUCAGCUGUUCAGAAAAUGACUUGCACAAGAGCUAUCAUUACUGCUGUUGUGCCAGGGACAGUAACGCUAUGUACAUAAUACUGGUGUUACAUCACGGCUAUGCUGGGAGACUUAAAAGCAUUACGGUUUGUCAGGAUGGAAGCAGUGUACAUCAGAAAAUGUGUAUAACUGUGACACCAAUGCAUCUCUUAAUAACAUUGAUCUC
Molecule: messenger RNA, 1027 nt
Organism: Nestor notabilis (Kea)
Lineage: Eukaryota; Metazoa; Chordata; Aves; Psittaciformes; Psittacidae
Gene: SNRNP48
Product: small nuclear ribonucleoprotein 48kDa (U11/U12)
Exons: 7
Coding region: 35-796 (253 amino acids)
Cellular component (GO): nucleoplasm; cytosol; U12-type spliceosomal complex
Source: RefSeq, a predicted model, not a curated record